Messenger RNA from Propithecus coquereli (Coquerel's sifaka), 5780 nucleotides. It is a transcript of the gene DNM3, whose product is annotated as dynamin 3. Gene Ontology annotation, molecular function: microtubule binding; GTPase activity; GTP binding. Bases 142 to 2721 code for a protein of 859 amino acids. The transcript has 20 exons. Gene Ontology annotation, cellular component: membrane; cytoplasm; microtubule. The record is from RefSeq and is a predicted model, not a curated record. Lineage: Eukaryota; Metazoa; Chordata; Mammalia; Primates; Indriidae.
UCUGCGCCAGGAUCCGGCGAACUGAGCCCAGCGCAGCAGCAGCAGCAGCAGCGGCAGCAGCAGCCAGGGCAGCGCGGCCCCGACUCCGGCCAGGUGGUAGAGGCUAGCCCGGACCCGCCGGCAGCCGGCCGCUCGGGCGCGAUGGGGAACCGGGAGAUGGAGGAGCUGAUCCCUCUGGUGAACCGUCUGCAGGACGCCUUUUCGGCGCUGGGACAGAGCUGCCUGCUGGAGCUGCCGCAGAUCGCCGUGGUGGGCGGCCAGAGCGCCGGCAAGAGCUCGGUGCUCGAGAACUUCGUGGGCAGGGACUUUCUCCCUCGAGGGUCGGGCAUUGUAACAAGACGACCUCUUGUGCUGCAGCUAGUUACUUCUAAAGCAGAAUAUGCUGAAUUUCUACAUUCCAAAGGAAAGAAAUUCACAGAUUUCGAUGAAGUUCGUCAUGAGAUUGAAGCAGAAACAGAUCGAGUGACGGGAAUGAAUAAAGGCAUCUCCUCUAUACCCAUUAAUUUACGAGUCUACUCCCCACAUGUGUUAAAUCUAACCCUUAUCGACCUACCUGGAAUAACUAAAGUGCCCGUGGGAGAUCAGCCACCCGAUAUUGAAUAUCAGAUCAGAGAAAUGAUUAUGCAGUUCAUCACGAGGGAGAACUGUUUGAUUUUGGCUGUCACCCCAGCCAACACCGAUCUUGCCAACUCAGAUGCACUGAAGCUGGCGAAAGAAGUCGAUCCUCAAGGUCUGAGAACCAUUGGCGUCAUCACCAAACUGGAUCUUAUGGAUGAAGGAACAGAUGCCAGGGAUGUGCUAGAGAACAAGCUGCUGCCUCUUCGCAGGGGUUACGUGGGGGUGGUAAACAGAAGCCAGAAGGACAUAGAUGGGAAGAAGGACAUUAAGGCGGCCAUGCUGGCAGAGAGGAAGUUUUUUCUUUCGCACCCGGCUUACAGACACAUUGCUGAUCGGAUGGGCACCCCACACCUGCAGAAGGUCCUUAAUCAGCAACUUACCAACCACAUUCGAGAUACCCUGCCAAACUUCAGGAACAAACUGCAGGGACAAUUGCUCUCCAUAGAACAUGAAGUAGAAGCCUACAAAAACUUCAAACCAGAGGACCCCACCAGGAAGACCAAAGCAUUGCUGCAGAUGGUUCAGCAAUUUGCUGUGGACUUUGAGAAGAGAAUUGAGGGGUCGGGGGAUCAAGUGGACACCCUGGAACUCUCAGGUGGUGCUAAAAUCAAUCGCAUUUUCCAUGAACGCUUUCCCUUUGAGAUAGUAAAGAUGGAGUUCAAUGAGAAAGAAUUGCGAAGAGAAAUAAGCUAUGCAAUCAAAAACAUACAUGGUAUCAGGACGGGGUUGUUUACUCCAGACAUGGCGUUUGAAGCAAUAGUCAAGAAACAGAUUGUAAAGCUGAAAGGGCCUUCCUUGAAGAGUGUAGAUUUGGUAAUACAAGAAUUAAUCAACACCGUCAAGAAGUGUACCAAAAAACUGGCAAACUUCCCCAGACUCUGCGAGGAAACGGAAAGGAUCGUCGCUAACCACAUUCGUGAGCGAGAAGGGAAGACAAAGGACCAGGUACUGCUGUUGAUUGACAUCCAAGUCUCCUACAUCAACACCAACCACGAAGACUUCAUUGGCUUCGCAAAUGCUCAGCAGCGGAGCAGUCAGGUCCACAAGAAAACCACAAUUGGAAAUCAGGUGAUUCGCAAGGGCUGGCUCACCAUCAGCAACAUCGGCAUCAUGAAGGGCGGCUCCAAGGGAUACUGGUUCGUCCUUACGGCGGAGAGCUUGUCUUGGUAUAAAGAUGAUGAGGAAAAAGAAAAGAAGUACAUGCUUCCCUUGGACAACUUGAAAGUUCGAGAUGUGGAAAAGAGCUUUAUGUCUAGCAAGCACAUUUUUGCACUCUUUAAUACAGAGCAAAGGAAUGUAUACAAAGACUAUCGCUUCCUUGAGCUGGCAUGUGAUUCACAGGAGGAUGUAGACAGCUGGAAGGCAUCUCUACUGAGAGCUGGAGUCUAUCCUGAUAAAUCUUUAACUGAAAAUGAUGAGAAUGGCCAAGCAGAAAACUUUUCCAUGGACCCACAAUUGGAGAGACAAGUGGAGACCAUUCGCAACCUCGUAGACUCCUAUAUGUCUAUUAUCAACAAAUGCAUCCGAGAUCUAAUUCCAAAAACGAUAAUGCACCUUAUGAUCAAUAACGUUAAAGACUUCAUAAACUCGGAGCUCCUGGCGCAGCUGUAUUCCUCCGAGGACCAAAAUACGCUGAUGGAGGAAUCCGCCGAGCAGGCGCAGCGGCGGGACGAGAUGCUCCGCAUGUACCAAGCCCUCAAAGAAGCCCUGGUGAUCAUCGGCGACAUCAACACGGCCACCGUGUCCACGCCGGCCCCGCCCCCGGUGGACGACUCCUGGAUACAGCACUCGCGCAGGUCGCCGCCUCCGAGCCCCACGACCCCAAGGAGGCCGACGCUGAGCGCGCCCCUCACCAGGCCCACGUCCGGCCGCGGGCCCGCGCCCGCCAUCCCCUCCCCGGGCCCCCACUCGGGGGCGCCCCCGGUCCCCUUCCGGCCGGGCCCGCUGCCGCCUUUCCCCAACAGCAGCGACUCCUUCGGAGCCCCGCCGCAGGUGCCGUCGCGGCCCACGCGGGCGCCGCCCAGCGUCCCCAGCCGGAGACCACCCCCAUCACCAACUCGUCCCACUAUAAUCCGUCCACUAGAAUCCUCCCUGUUAGACUAAACGAAGUGUCUGCCAUGGCAAUUAAUCACUAACGAAUUAUGCAAAAGGAGCAUAUUUGAUAACUGUUGCAGUAAAUCAUGAGUAGUCGCAUGUGUGGACAUCAGUAGGCAAGUAACCAGUUUUACUAAUGCAUUCAUCACUCAUCUUCAUUGCUCAUGGUAUGUCAAACCUUUGGGGUUUGACUCUUAAAAACUGCUGACCCUAGAGGUGUUCUAUGUUGUAUUGACCAAGGUAGGUCUGUAUAGCAGCCCUAUACUUUGGGGACCAUUUGCCUACCCUGGCAUAUAUUUGAAAUGGCUUUGGACAGAUUUUCCAGGCUAUCUACCAGGUAGCUCAUUAAAUAGAAUCCUUAACAGAUAUGAGAUGGUGGGCUUACACCUAAGCCAUACGUAUUUCUUUUCCCACAUCCUGUUUAGGAUGACAGUAAUUCUGUUGUCUAUUAUUAGUACUACGACCUACUCCAUAAUUAUAUAUUUAGCUCCUCUUUCCUUACUCUUUAUUUCAUAAGACAGCUAGGAAGUGACUUUUUAAUUCCUUAAGAAUAAAACUUUUCCAGAAGCAUAAGGUAGUUUGCAAAGGAAAAGUCCGCAUUGUUUGCUCUAGAGAGCUUCUCCUUGUGCCGAUGUGUUUUGCUUCAUGCUAGAAGCAUAUGCGACAGUGAAUCAAGGCUUGUUUUUUGUUAAUCAGUCAUUGGCUAGUUUCAGAGUUCAAGGAAGAAGCAAAAUAUCACAUCUCUAGAAGUGUCUGGAAAAAUAUUUCUUUAUUCAUUCAUAUAUUCACCUCCUGGUCAAUUACAUUGAAGGCUGACAUAGAAAAUGUUUAAUUUUUCUAAUCGAUCUAAUUUUUGGCAUGGCUAACUGAAUUUUGCUACUAACUACAGUUCUAUUAUUAUUGUUUUGGCUUGAGACAAAAAAAUUUCUUUCUAUGCUAAUUUGUAAUUCCCUUAUGUAAGAAUGUAUCCUACCUUUUAAACAGGUUUAGUGUAACUUUCUAUCCAUUCUAGGCUUUCUUAAUAAAUCUUGAGGCUUAUUAUGGGAUAAUCACAUUUAAAGAAUGGUACCCGAAAUGAAAAGUCAGUAGAAGAUGCCAUAGUUUAAGAGAAGAGCUCACACUUGUACAAUUGUACUACUUCAGAGUCCCUAUCCAGGUCCCUUACUCCAGAAAAUGGUAUUAAAACAUUGUGAUCCAAAGCAAAUUUGCAAUAUCUAAGAUUUCUAAAAUUUACAGUAUAGGAUUAACCUAGAGAUUCAUAGUUCAGUCUUGAGGCUAAGUUUUGGACUACCUAGGACCAGAUGAUUAGCCAGAAGCCAACUGGAAUUUUGUCUGCUAACUGUUCCCAGACAGCAGAGCAAGUAUUCACUGAAUAGUGGUGUCCCAUGACACUAUUUCAUAUUCUACAGAAGUAAAUCAGGUUUCACCAACUGAAAUGUCUCCCUUUGAAAGCAGCAAACAUGAUUUGUAUGUUAACUUAACUUUAAUUUCCUGUGUAGUUUAUACCCAAAGCAGACACCCAUAAAAUAUAAAGUAAAAAGUUUUAAAACCAUUAUUAAAAGAGAACUUGCCAUGUUGUAUGGCAGUGUAUUGAACUUAUUCUAAAGGGUUACAGCUAGCCCACUUAUAAUUGGAAAAAAUCAGAGAAUAUAAGAUUUACAAAAAGGGCAUUUCAGUUUUUAAAGUUACAAGUGAUUUUAUAAAGAACAUCACCAUCCUAAGUCCCCUCACAUCUUAUUUCUUUCCAUUGGAAAAAAAAAUAAUUCUCUGUGAAUGGAACUAAGGUGCAAGAUACAUACUGUGUUUUUAAAAAUAAUGUCUCCGCUAAAUGGAAAAAUGUUAAGUAAAAAUCCAUAGUAAAACAAAUAAUCUGCAGUGAGAUCGUUUCAUAAAAUUUUCUCUUUUUAGGAUUCCCUUUGCUUCUUCCUUUGAAUUCUCUAAAAUAGGCAGCUAGCAGAUUAUAUAUUUCAGGGUUUGGCUUCAUGCUAAAUGUGGUUUUGAGUUUUGCUGUAUUUCAAAAAUUUCCUUCUGUUAAAGGAAAAUAUUGUGGAUAACCACUGGUGUGUUCUUAGAUCAGCACAAACCAUGUCAAAAAAAAAUUGGAGAUUUUUCCCAAGUUUCUUUCCACUGAUCUUAGGCAGUAAUAAACAAUGGCAUUUGUCAUCUUUGGCUUUUGCUUUUAGGUUAUAUUCCCACAGUUGCAUUGUCUCCCUUUGUGGGUACAUUUUUGUUCUUUUUUACUCCUAAGUUACUUCUAAUAGAACCCAGCCUACCCUGGAGUUUCUUCAACAGUCACAUUGGAGAAUAUUUUCAGUUCGCCGCAUUAUGAUGUCAUAUUAUUAGUAUGAAUCCCAUUUCCCAAAGGGCUUAUAUCCUGCUAAAAGGAGAUGCCAAGGUGAAUUAAGUCUGAAGCUCUAGGAUGCGCAUAGUUCGAGGUGCAGCAUGCACACCAGGCCUUAAGAUGGGAAUGUAGCUUAAUGAGCUUUCUGUUUCCCAUACCAUUUCUAAUCUUUUGUGUAACUUCCUCUUAACUGAUUGCUCUGAUGUUGUCAACAUAAUAGACGUAGCUCUAUCAUGUCUAGCAUAAUACAAGUUCAGUGUUUUUAGGAUUUGGGAAAUAAACUGUACAUGUUUAUUUGAUAGUUAAAUCUAGUUUUAUUGUCACAUGCUAAACCUUGCAUGCAUAUUGACUAAUUGGAAUAAACAUUUACUCAAUUAUGGAUUAUUAAAAUAGGAUUGAUUUAGAACAGGUAUACUGCAUUUCUAAAAAUCAUCUACCAAGCUUACUUACUCUUCUAAAUAUUGCUUUUAGCUGUGUUUUAUAACACAGAAGAGCAAUAGGGUCUGCUUAUUAGCAAAUUUCCUACUUGUUCAGAUACAGAUUCAUUCUAUUCCAAAAUAUUAUAAUGAAACCAGUUCCUGUGAUAUAACUAUAAGCCUUCUGGACUUAGAAUUAAAAAGUAGUCACAUAGAUUAAUUUGUGACUCUUUAGUAUAGACUGUAGCCAUAAUUCUCAAAUAUGAAAUGGGACCUAAUUACCAGUAUGUGAUAAAUGUUAAUGUUUUCUG